AGGAAAAAAUAAUGAAAAAUUAAAAAAUUGGAUGACACAUGGAAAAUAGGAAAAUAUGAAAAAUGGCAAAAUGGAAACGAAUUGAGAUUGCUGAAAUGAGAAAUCAGACAAUAACCAUUAUUGGUCAAUUCGAAUGAGGUGGUGAAUUAGGCAAAUAGGCAACUCCCUUAUUUCAAAUACAUAAUGGGAAAAUUACCAAGUUCGGAACGUCCAACAUACAAAUAUAUUACAAAAAGGCAUAAAGUCAACCUGGGUAAUAACUCCCGCCCAUACUAUCCCGCCCAAUACUAUCCCGCCUAACACUCCCGCCAAUCCCUCCCGCCAAUUACUCCCCCUAAUCCCUCCCGCCAAUAACUCUCUGACUUACUGGUUUGGUCAUUAAAACCUGCCUAUAUUAAUCAACCCAGCUGUUUGGCUCAGAAAACUUCCAUCACAUUAACUGCUGCUUACAGUCAUUACCUUCCCCACUGAUUUCACUCACAUCGCAUUUAGUCCCCUGUUGUUCCAAGGAAGUUGUAGACCAGGCAACAAUAAAUAUCAAAGACCAUGGACCAUAACCUCACACCAAACCCAACGCUUUCAAUUACUGAAGGAGGGGAGACUGAAACAGAAGCCAAGUCACCGAAUUCACUCCCUGCAGACUUGGUCCAUGGCAUACAGCAAUGUCGAGGCAAUACCAUGUUUUGGAAAAAUCUUCAUGCAGAGAUAGUUUCAAAAAUUGUGGAGGGCCAAGCUAGAUGGGGUGUCAUAAAAAACCGCACAAUUCGCUCUCGUUAUCAUGCGCGCAUGCAUCUCCUACAUAUAAAGAGAAUGAAAGAAAAAAUUGAAAUUGCCCCUGCCACUGCAAUUAUGGUAUUCAAGGAAUCAGAAGCAAUGGCCAAGUUGAAGCAAGAACAAGUGGAAAGGGGAUUCGAACUAUUUCGUAAAUUUGCAAAAAUUGUGGAUCCGGCAGGAAACUGGGCCUACAUCACUGUGGCCGGGGUCAUGAAUUUCAUGGGUCGCGGUCACCGCACUUGAAGAGUAUGCAACUUCGAAUUUGUCAACAGCAGGGAAAUGGAACUAUGAGGUGGCGUAUUUUUGUAUUAUGUAACGAUGGGGUGGCCUGUUGUUGUAUUAUGUAAGUUUGGAAAUAGGAUUUUAUGGAAUGAUGAAGCCUGUUGUUGUAUUUGUAUUUGUGCGUAUACAGUUUAUCGGUCUCCAGUUCUGUGGCGAUAUAGCAGCAAUAAAUAUGCAAUAAAUAUGCGGAUAGUGGCAAUAUUAUGUCAAUAUCAGUACAAUAGAGUGGUGAUAGAGAUACAAUAUGAUCCUAUUACAGGACGUACUGCAUCAGAAUAAGUUUUAAAUUAUAUGGUCCAAAAAAAUACUAAUAAAUAAACAAAAAAGUAAUUACAACCUGGAAAAAAGGAUGAAUUAUACAUCCCUUAAAAGACAGAUGGCCUACAGUACAGACCUUCAAAAUGAACUCUAUAUAUAUAUAAUGCAUGCCUUGUAGCACCAUCACAUCCCCCCCUAAAUUACAGAAACAUGACACCCCAAAACCUCAUGCUCCUUCCUCUUUCAACCCCUAAAUUAUCCAUUGGAUGCCCAAUACUAGAUCACUGCUUGGGGGGUGGGAUACCCUGCAAGUCCAUAACAGAAUUAGUAGGGGAGAGUGGUUCUGGGAAGACGCAGCUUUGUCUCCAACUUACGGUACGAGCUCAGCUCCCACCCUCACAUGGCGGACUAGGGGGCUCCUCCGUCUACAUAUUCACAGAAUUCAGCUUCCCAUUUCGUCGAUUGCAACAACUAGGCAACCUUUAUCAUGCAUCAUACCCCAACUUAAUAAGGUUGGAGCCAUUGGAAGACAUAUAUGUUCAUGGUGUUCAUGAUGCUCAAGAACUCAUCCAUGUCCUUGGAGACAUAGAAGCAUUUAUUGCCAUUGAUCACACCCGCCUACCUGUGAAACUCAUUGUCAUUGAUUCCAUUGCUGCAUUGUUCCGAUCACAGUAUCAGACAACACCGGCAGAUUUGAAACGGCGGUCUGAAAUGUUCUUCAACAUAUCUGGGACAUUGAAGGGUUUAGCAAAUAAGUUUGGGUUGGCGUUGGUUGUCACCAACCAAGUGGUGGAUUUUAUUGGGCCACAUGAUGGAGUGAAUGGGGUGAGGUUGGGAAACUUGGAGUCCCUGGACACAUCAGGCAGACGGGUGAGUCCAGCUUUGGGAUUGGCUUGGGCACAUUGCAUAAAUUCAAGAGUGUUCUUGGCAAGACAUGAGCAAUCUAUUGAGGUUGAAAUUCGUAAUGCUCUUUCAACAAGUAUAUGCAGUCAAACACACAGGACAUUUCACCUUGUAUUUGCCCCACAUCUGGCCUAUGCAUCGGCCGAAUUUGUAAUAAAAAAAGAAGGUAUAGUCGGAGUAUCACAGUAA
Prunus persica (peach) is the source of this 2406-nucleotide messenger RNA. Its product is annotated as DNA repair protein XRCC3 homolog. Bases 1525 to 2406 code for a protein of 293 amino acids. The record is from RefSeq and is a predicted model, not a curated record. Gene Ontology annotation, molecular function: four-way junction DNA binding; ATP-dependent DNA damage sensor activity; ATP binding. Gene Ontology annotation, cellular component: replication fork; Rad51C-XRCC3 complex. Gene Ontology annotation, biological process: telomere maintenance via recombination; double-strand break repair via synthesis-dependent strand annealing; resolution of mitotic recombination intermediates. NCBI's taxonomy places the organism in Eukaryota, Viridiplantae, Streptophyta, Magnoliopsida, Rosales, Rosaceae. The transcript has a single exon.